Molecule: messenger RNA, 780 nt
Organism: Ectocarpus siliculosus
Lineage: Eukaryota; Phaeophyceae; Ectocarpales; Ectocarpaceae
Source: the annotation of a GenBank genome assembly
AUGCCGGCGACUACCGCCGCCGCCGCGGCCGCUACCGGCGGCGACGGCGGCGACGGUAGAGGGCUGCUGAUGAGGGCGGGUGAAGCCGUUGUUCGAGCCGCAGCGACGAUGGCUUCGGCGGGGCUUCACGUUCGAGGCCCGGAGUUUGCCGCCCUGCAGGCGGCCGCCUUGAGCGCUGUCGGAGGGCUUCUGCCUGGCCUAGCGGCAGGAAGCGACGGGGACAACAACGCCACGGCUAUAGCGGAGGCCGUCGUUGCCCUGGUGCGGAGCUGCUGGGAGAGCGCCGCCAGCGAGGGGGGCGGGGACGGCAGGGAGGUCGUCCCUGUGUCGGCGGGAAGACUGCUGCUCUCGUUGAACACCGUGCUGCCCCCGUCGUCGCUGGAAGCGAGCCAGGCCGUCGCCGCUUUGCUCAAGCAAUCCAGCCAGGUGGCGGCUACUCUGCCGGUGGCCGCGCGCGUGCUGCUGUACUCCAGCCUGUCGGCCUUCCUCAUGCCUCCCCGGCUCCUCCACGGCGACAUGGGAAAGGUGAACGACCUCGAGGGGAGGUCCCGAGCGUACUCGGAGCUGGUGACGCCGGUCCUAGGACCGUUCUCGGCCGCCCUUGCAGGUUGGCAGGGCUGGACGGGACCGCCCCCUUGGCCCGGGUUUUCCGACGAAGGCGUUUCGAGAGAGCUGUCGUGCAGCUGCCGCGUCCUCUCCCGCCUGUGCAGGACCUUCGUGUCCACGCCAGCUAAAGUAAGCACAUGCUAUGCCCACCAACCUACUGCCGGGGGGGAGUAG